AAAUAAGUAUUUUCACUGAUGCUGCUGUUUUGUACUUUCGGGGAGGAGUAUCAACCAGCGCCAAUAAUAACCACUAACAGCAGCAACAUCAGUUCAAGAAACAAACAAAAAAAAUAUUUAUAGUGAUUUUUGCAUAUUGCUCGGUCUCCACCGAGUCAUGGAAAUCGCAUCAAGUGUUAAAUAAAAAGCAAACGAAACUGGUGAGAAGACAUUCAGACAGAUUGUCUGCUGUACGCGACUCUUGUUGUCGCCUAUUUGGCAACAUCUUACCACGGCUGGGUGUCUCAACGACUUCAACGUUUUGUAGGGUCUUACGAGAUUCCCUAAUGAGUCAGCCCAGCUAAGUGAUCUUGCUAGUUUAGUAAAUAGUUUAUCGAUGCAUAUGUACUUUAUUAAUACCAUCAAAAAUCAGAAACUGCCUUGUCGCUCAUCUUUACUGCCACUGAUGCACAAAUAGAGUAUUUAACUAUUAUAAAAAUUGUUAAAUGAUUUGUUGCAUACACUAGCGCUUUUAAUUACAAGGUUCGUUUCGGUAGGCCGUCGCCAAUUGUCGGGCAGUCGUCAAGCAAGCAAUUAGUAACUUAUUUACCACACACUUUACAAUUAACUAUCGUAACACUGCGAUGGGUAAUUGCCUGCAUUGCUUCCAGACAUCGUCCGAUAAUGCGGGUUCACCAAGCAUGGCUUCAGCGCCCACCUGCCAAAAACCACAUAUAGAAGAAACGGAUGAAUUGCUCUCGCCCAGAAGUCCACUCAAGAACGCAAACAAUUGUGAUACUAAGCGAAGUAGUUUUAAGAAAUCUUUGGUUCUACUUAAUGGAAAUGCCACCACCAUGAGUGAUAUAAUAACAACGGCCGUAAAGGAAACGCUUGAAGUGUCAGAUAAUACACUUAACCAGCUUUUCGAGGAAUAUAAAGAUCCCGAGGAAGAUAUGAUACUCACUGAAGGUAUUGAACGUCUAUGUCAUGACCUCAAAUACCAGCCUGACGAAUUUGCAAUACUUGUGUUGGCCUGGUGUUUGGAUGCAUCUCAAAUGUGUCGAUUCACCAAGUCGGAGUUCAUUGAAGGUCUACACAAGAUGUGCGCAGAUACUAUCGAAACAGUACGAAUAAGACUGGAGCAAACCAUUGAAAUGCUCAAAGUGGACACAGAAAUGUUUAAACAACUCUACCGUUUCACAUUUCGUUUUGGUUUAGAGCCUGAUCAGCGGAUACUCUCCUUGGAUAUGGCCAUCAGUCUAUGGAAAUUGGUAUUCACGGUGCAUACGCCAGAACUGCUCGGUAACUGGAUACAUUUCCUCGAGCAGCACCCCAGCAUACGUGGUAUUCCAAAAGACACAUGGAAUAUGUUCUUAAAUUUCUCCGAACAAUGUGAUAUCAACAAUUAUGACGAUACGGAAGCUUGGCCCAGCUUAUUUGAUGAUUUUGUCGAUUACGAACGUUCAAGGCUGACUACGCUCACUGAAAUGAUUGAAAGUGAAGCCGCAGCUGAUGGUAGUUAUUGUACGACGAAGGGGGUUGUCGGGGAUUCUGCAGAGGACACACAGAUAGAGGCAUGUGUCGCAGCAGGUUACGUUGACGAUGACAACAACAAUGAUGAUUUUAGUCGUCAGACACACCAAUCACAAUUAGGGAAGUCGGGUACAACGGGAACAACGGGUGUUCAAAGCGCUAACGAUGAUAUCUUAUAGUAUUAAACACUUGUUCGAAGAACGAUAUGUCGCGAUAAUUUAAAAAAAAUUUAGUUUUAUUAUUAUUAUUUUUUUUUAAAUAACUAAAAAGAAUUCUUAAAAAACUCAAAAGGCUAGAAAAAGAGGAAAUGAUUAGCCGCAAAGCAUUUCGAAGACGAUAUUUGCAUUUGCGUUUGUGUCGCGCAACGCACUGCUCAUUCGAAGAUCUCCUUUUUUACAAUUAAUAUUAUUAGUAUAAUAAAUAAAUGACUAAUUUGCUUUGUACUAAAUAAAUUAAUGUUCAUUCAUAUUAGACUUGAAACGGAACGAAUAACGCUUUUCCAGUGAGCAACAUGGUGCGUUAGAUUAAGAAUUUUAACACUAAAACCUUAUGUUGCAUAAACCAAUACAUACUUACAUACAUAUAUAAGUGUAUAUUUAGUUUUACUUAAUUUUCAAGCGCCUUUUGAUUAUGUGUGGCACAUUCCCAACUGUUGCGAAUAUUUAAUUAAUUUUUCUGCAUAGGGUUAAGUGGGAGAUACUAUAUACGAAGGUAAUUUGUAACGUAGCAGUAGUAACGAAAAUUUGCGUGCCUCACGAACAAUAUUACCUGGCGUCCUUCCGUUCUACCUUUAUUGAAUUGCAUAACCGUGUGUGUAUUAACAAAAUGUUGCCAAAAUUUUGUAUAGCUAAAAA
Messenger RNA from Zeugodacus cucurbitae (melon fly), 2366 nucleotides. RefSeq names its product DCN1-like protein 3 (gene SCCRO3). The record is from RefSeq and is a predicted model, not a curated record. NCBI's taxonomy places the organism in Eukaryota, Metazoa, Arthropoda, Insecta, Diptera, Tephritidae. Gene Ontology annotation, molecular function: ubiquitin-like protein binding; ubiquitin conjugating enzyme binding; cullin family protein binding. The coding region runs from base 624 to 1691 and encodes 355 amino acids. Gene Ontology annotation, cellular component: ubiquitin ligase complex. Gene Ontology annotation, biological process: protein neddylation; positive regulation of ubiquitin-protein transferase activity. The transcript has 4 exons.